Molecule: messenger RNA, 906 nt
Organism: Photinus pyralis (common eastern firefly)
Lineage: Eukaryota; Metazoa; Arthropoda; Insecta; Coleoptera; Lampyridae
Exons: 3
Coding region: 268-906 (212 amino acids)
Source: RefSeq, a predicted model, not a curated record
UAGCUUUAUUCGAUUUAGUUGACUAUGCGCGCUAUAUAUCACUUUCGUCACAUUGUGGGUAUUCGUUUUAGAACCGCAAUUUGACUGUGGCUGCCGUUACGUUAUUCGUUUUACAUUUUCUGCGUCAACACCGUGUCAAGUUUGUGUUGCCGCACGGAACACAUGCUAAGGGAGCAUGUUCUAGUUGCGUCAAAUGUCAAGAGUUUGUUGUUUUAGGUUACGGUAAAAGAAUUUAAGUUUUUUAGCGAUCGUUUAAUUUCAAAAAUUAUGGAACAGCCUGGGUACAUUUGUUCCGUGUGCAACACAAAUGUAGGACUGACCACCUCAGCUGCAAAGCACCAUGACUGCAUGGAGGGUCAUGAAAACAUAUGGAUAGUGGACAAUUACAUCUACCCAUAUGAUCCUACUUCUCAAAGUGAAGAAUUCCAUACUGAAUUGAGCGACAACUCUAGCGAAUCAAAUUUAAAUGUAGAUAAUGAAGGACAUUCCUCUGCUACACCACAGCUGUGGCCACUUCAAGCUAAGAAGUUAUUAAUAGAAUUGUACCCUAAGUAUCUGAAACGUUUUUCAGAUAGAGUAAUUAUUUCUAAGGAACAAAUGUUUGCCAAACUAACAGCUGAAUUAAAUGAGUAUGGAUAUAAAUACACUGCUAUGCAAGUAAAGUACAGAUGGCGAUGCUUCGAAAAGGCUUAUAAAAAUUUUGCUAAGCAUACAAAAAGUACAGGUCGAGGUUAUAAGAAAUUCGAGUUUUACGAUGAGCUGCAUGAUAUAUUUCAGAAGGAACCAAGAUUCUACCCAGAAGUACUCACUUCAAGUGUAGCAACAAAAACUUUGCAAGAAGAAAAUGCACUUCCUCAAAAUGAAAAUGUGCUUCCAACAAUGUUAAGUUUUGUCUUCAAACUAUAG